AUGGAUACCAACGCACCCGUGGCCCAGGCCGUUACUGUGAGCCUGCAGGAGCUAGUAGAUGGAACCGUAUCGUUCGAGACUCUGACCGAAGCCUUUGGACCAUCCUCCCUGGGAAUUAUCGUGGUCAAAGACCUGCCCUCGACCUUUACUGAACUGCGUGCACAAGUUUUAUCCAAUGCAUCGUAUCUAGCAGCCCUCCCAGACCCCGAACUGGAGUCCCUUACCAGUCCGGAAUCCAAGUAUCUGGUCGGCUGGUCCUGUGGCAAGGAAACACUGAAAACAGGCCGCUUCGAUACCCUAAAGGGCUCGUACUAUGUGAAUUGCGCGUUCUAUCAGGAUGCCUCUCUGGAGAGCGCCCCGGCGGACGAUUUCCCAGAUCUGCCCCAGUAUACAGCGCCAAAUAUCUGGCCCUCGUCCGCAAAGCUACCUGAAUUCAGGGGCAGUGUGGAGUCGCUUUGUACGUUGAUCAUUGAGACCGCGGCACUCGUUGCCAAGGCAUGUGACCGGUACGCAGAAGCCAAUAUCGAGGGAUACAAGCCGGGCUAUUUGCAUCAUGUGGUUACGACUAGCUUAACAACUAAAGCACGAUUGCUGCAUUAUUUCCCCAAUGAGGAGGAGGAGGAAAAGCCCGACGCCAGCGACGAUGACUGGUGCGCCACGCAUCUCGACCAUGGCUGCCUGACGGGCUUGACAUCGGCCAUGUUCCUGGAUGAGGCUGUAACCCCUCCUACGCUCGAUGCUUCGGGAUCUGCUUCUGCCCCUCUCCCUGAACUUCCCCGUUCCCCCGACCCUUCGGCGGGUCUGUACAUCCGCUCGCGCACCGAUGAAAUCGUCAAAGUCAAUAUCCCCAGGGAUUGUCUGGCGUUCCAGACCGGUGAGGCCCUGCAGCUUAUUACGCGUGGUAAGUUCAUGGCGGUGCCCCAUUUCGUGAAGGGUGCCAAGGCUAGUCCUGGGCAAAGGAUUGCGAGAAACACUCUUGCUGUCUUUACGCAGCCGAACUUGGCAGAGGAGGUUCGGCCGGGAUUGAGCUUCGCGGAAUUCGCAAGGGGGGUUGUGCAGAAGAAUUAUUGA
Molecule: messenger RNA, 1071 nt
Organism: Penicillium paradoxum
Lineage: Eukaryota; Fungi; Ascomycota; Eurotiomycetes; Eurotiales; Aspergillaceae
Exons: 3
Coding region: 1-1071 (356 amino acids)
Source: RefSeq, a predicted model, not a curated record